Molecule: messenger RNA, 2379 nt
Organism: Penicillium concentricum
Lineage: Eukaryota; Fungi; Ascomycota; Eurotiomycetes; Eurotiales; Aspergillaceae
Exons: 4
Coding region: 1-2379 (792 amino acids)
Biological process (GO): endocytosis; intra-Golgi vesicle-mediated transport; endoplasmic reticulum to Golgi vesicle-mediated transport
Cellular component (GO): Golgi apparatus
Molecular function (GO): protein binding; GTPase activator activity
Source: RefSeq, a predicted model, not a curated record
AUGCCUACCGGCAUCAGCAAGCGCCAGCAGGCGCGGAAUGAAAAGACCCUGGCGGAGCUGAUCCGGACCGUUCCUGGCAAUGACCGAUGUGCCGAUUGCGAUGCCUUAACCCCAGGAUGGGCAAGCUGGAAUAUGGGCAUCUUCCUUUGCAUGCGUUGCGCCGCACUCCACCGAAAGCUGGGCACACAUAUUUCCAAGAUUAAAUCUUUAAGCAUGGACACCUGGACAUCAGAGCAAGUUGAUAACAUGAAAUCGCACGGUAACAUCCUUAUGAACAAAAUGAACAACCCACGGGGUAUCAGGCCACCAAUCCCCACCGACAUUGAUGAGGCCGAUGCAUGCAUGGAACGGUUUAUCCGGCAGAAGUAUCAGCACCGCUCGUUGGAAAAUGGGAAGCCAAAGCCCCCGAGCAGGGAGGAUUCGAGUUACUCCAACCCUAGGGCUCUAUCCCCCGUGGAGUCAAGAAAGAAUGACUAUAACAUAUCUCCAGAGGGUUCUCCUCCUCCACCUCCGCCCAAGACUGGAAGAUUCUUCAAGUUUGGUUUACGGUCGUCAACCUCUGCCUCGAACCUCCGUCGAUUUGGUGGCAAGUCCAAGAUGACUUCGCCGACCUCGGACGACAGAGCCUGGUCACCACCGCCACUGCCAUCUAGGAGGACGACAGGGCUUGGUGCGCCUGUCACCGAUAUGACAAAGGCAUCUCUCGAGUCUAAAAUGGCGGCAUUGCAGGAGAUGGGAUUCACCAAUGACCGACGAAACGAGAUGGUUCUCAAGGGACUCCAUGAGGACCUGGAUCGAGCGGUCGAAACACUGGUCAGGUUGGGCGAGGGGAACAACAACCCUGCAUCAAGAUCCAGGACUCCGGUCGGGACCAGCACUGCUGCAUCUGCACGCAUAGUAAUCUCGAAGCCUGAGACGUCUAAAAACCCAUUCCCCAUCAAAACCGACAACACAUUCCCUGAGGUUUCCAACAAUCCAUUUGACCGGGCAGUCUCAAAUCCUGUGCCUCAGUCGCAAACCCAGCAACUGCAGACCGCUUCGUACAACCCAUUCGAUCAGCUAAACCCGAAGCCGGCAUCUACACAGCCUUUAGAAUCAUCUUUCCAGGGCCUGCAGGUUUCCCAGCCCUUGUUCCCCCACUCUACUGGUGGAUACCCGAACCAGACAAGCUCCAUGCAGCACUCUAUAUAUCAACAGUCCUAUACGCCCCCGAUAACAUCGACAUUCUCGCAGUCUCCCUAUGUUACAUCGCCUCAGCCGAUGGACAACAGCUACAAUCCAUUCAACCAGGCAACCCCGCAGCCGCAGGGUGGCUUGGCCAGUCAGACAUAUCCCAACCCCAAUUCGCCGCAAACGAACCCUUUCUUCAACACUGCGCCGCAAAAUCAACCCAUGCAGCCGCAACAGCAGCAAAUGACACCGUUUGGAACGAACCCAGGAGGCCCCGGAUUCCCUCACCAUGCAAAUACCAUGCCGGUCAUGUCCUCCGCCUCGUUAUUUGGACCAACUGCUUCUUUCCAACAGCAGCAGCAGCAGCAGCCGCAACAGCAGCAGCAGCAGCAGCAGCAGCAGCAACAACAAUCAAAUGGUCCGGGAGCUUACAACCCAUUCCAGCAAGGGCUGGCGCCGAACACAGCACAUAACGCAGGCGGCUAUCCCAACCAACUCCAGCAGGCACAGCAGCUCAUGCCCCAGCCCACUGGAAUGGACAAAAACAGCAUUCUUUCAUUGUACAAUAUGGGUCCUGUGCAGUCUAAUAUGACAUCCAUCCCGGAGCAACCUCAGCAACAUCAACAACCGCAGCAACAACAGCAAAACCAACAACCCCAGCAAAACCAACAAUACCAACAACCGCAGCAACAACAACAGCAGCAGCCCCAACUCCCCACGAUGAACCCCUACUCUCAACCAUCAAACCCAUACACCUCCAUGCCUCAGGCCCAGCAAGCCACAAAUUUCCAGCCUCAGCAACCUACCACCAACGCCCAGGCCGCCACCAACAACCCAUUCUUUGGCACCGCCCCCACAGGAAGCGGAUCCGGCCUUGCUGCGCAAGCAGGCAUCAACCCAUAUCAGCAGCAAUCCUCAGGGCUUGGAAUUGGGGGCAUGAACGGCCAACCCGGGGGCGGAACCGCGUCCGGAACUACUCCGGCCUUGGGAACGAACAACUCCCCAUUUUCGGGAAUGAGCAGUCCCCCCUUUGCUGGAGCGAACAGCUCUCCAUUUGCUGGAGGCCAGUCCCCCUUUUCAGGCCCGCCGCCCACGAACUCGGCGUUUCAACGGUCACACAUGAGUCAGCCAAGCGUUGAUGUGAGCGGGCUGCAGAAUGGUCGCCAUAGCCCUGAUGCAUUUGCUAGUCUGAGUGCUCGCUAUGGUUGA